This is a messenger RNA of Varanus komodoensis (Komodo dragon), 3426 nucleotides long. RefSeq names its product GM2 ganglioside activator (gene GM2A). Gene Ontology annotation, biological process: lipid transport; ganglioside catabolic process. Bases 1 to 378 code for a protein of 125 amino acids. Gene Ontology annotation, cellular component: cytoplasmic side of plasma membrane. The record is from RefSeq and is a predicted model, not a curated record. The transcript has 3 exons. Lineage: Eukaryota; Metazoa; Chordata; Lepidosauria; Squamata; Varanidae. Gene Ontology annotation, molecular function: lipid carrier activity; enzyme activator activity.
AUGUACCUUAAUAUCAAAUAUAUCAAUGCAAAUGUCACUUUGGAGAAGAGGCUUGGUGAGCUAUGGAUAAAAAUCCCUUGUAUGGAUGAUCUCGGGAGUUGUGUCUAUGACGAUGUUUGUGCCAAACUGGACCUGCUUGUCCCUCCAGGCCAGCAAUGUCCAGAACCCUUGGAGUCUGUUGGCAUUCCUUGUCAUUGCCCCUUCAAAGCGGGUUCUUACAACUUGCCUCCUUCCGAAUUCUUCAUACCUAAUAUUGGCUUGCCUUCUUUCCUCACCAAUGGGGACUACAAGAUUAAAGCUGUAUUGAGUAACGGUGACCAAGAGCUUUCCUGCGUCAAGCUGAGCUUCUCCCUGCAUACGGAAAACUUGUGGUUUUGAUAGGACCCCAAGACAUGCCUCCUUGAUACUGAGUGCCAUUCUUCCUUCCUGCUUCUUCUCCUCGUCCCUUUGAUACUAAUACAGAGAGUCACUUUGCAGCCUUAAGGGGAAGGGUUAUAGGCACUGCUUUCAUGAUGGCUAUUAAUUAUGCAGAGAUACCACAAAGCCUGAUGAACAAAUGCUCAGAAACAUUUUUACUAAAAAUGUAGAUGUCUGAUUAGGAUUAGAGCCAUGUCACACUGGAUAUUUGUUCUACAUGAGAAUGCUGGGGAGUGUGGGAUGUAUAAUACUUACUGCACAAGUGAUAUCCUACUUAUUUGGCUGCAUAUACUCCAGAGUGCAGCUUCCCAGAAUGUGAGCAUGCAGUAAUAUGGCAUGUGCACGAAUCAGGCGUUAGCACAGCCAAAAGCCUGUCCAGUAUAGGAAUCUUUUCCCACAGUGGAUGAACAAAGGCCUGUGUAGAGGCCUCAGGCAGAACACGAGCACAAUGGCACCCUCUCAUUUAGACCCCCUAGUGACCCACAUACAUUGGCAUAUUCCAAUGGUGGUCACAGAGUCAUCAGCCUAGAGGCCUCUGAAUAUUGAUAUCCUCCAUGAUCUUUAUACAUUCUGAGAUACCAUGAGAUCCCCCUACAUUCCAGGUUCUGAUAGGGAUGUGAGAAACUGGCAAGACGUGUGUGAUAGUGGGUGGCCUGAGCAACUAGAGGGGGAAAUCAGGCUCUGUGUUUGAGUCACACCUCAGAAUUGCCAGGUAGGACCAUUCUCACCUGUGCAGAGCCACCCCUGAUAUGAGCGGGUGCUUUGAAGCCCCAAGCUGGUCCCAGCCUCCAUUUUAGCCAGCCUUGUUCCUCCUGAGUUGAACUUUAGGAGUAGGGGAAUUAAAGCCAAGAAUGUGAGUGAGACAAGGAAGGUGACUGUCAGCUUUUACAAACGUUAAUGUCCGCUCCCUGCACACCAUAAACCAUGCCAUGCUCCCUCAACUUGCAUAAAAACCUUCCGACAUAGGGCUGCUGUUUGGUGUAGAGGUAGCCCAGAAGGCAAAGCAAACAUGAAAGAAUAAUGGGCACGUUCAAAAGGUUUGAGAAAGACUGCCUUCUAUCCCCGAAUAACAAAAUGUAAGACGUGACCCUAAUGUACAUAUUUAACUGGACCCACUGUAGCAAAUGUAUUGGUUGUGAUGGUUUAUUGGCUCAUUUGGAGGUGGGACUUUCAGCUUGGGAUCUAGCAAAAGCAGAAACACCAUGAAAAUCUGUACUGAUAAUUAUUAAUAGUUUUGUAUACCAUAAGAUACUACUAACAUUUCUGAAAAGGAACCAAUGCUUGCAGCUCUUUUUCAAGAUCUCUCUGGACUGUGUGGGUAUUGUUGGGCAAAGUGGCAUGUCUUCAUCUGUAUAGGAAUGUUCUCUUCUUGUUCUUGACCAGUCACAGAAGAAAAGAUGAUUACUGACCUUCUGGCUGCGAAAGAACCCAACUAUGAUAGGAGUGUGGAUGGAAACACACCUUUUAUUCUCAAGGAGAGAUGCUCUGCAUUAAGCAGCCUGAUUGGUUUAUGAACAUUCAAAGCAAUGCCAUUUUAGAAUAUGAGUUACCCAGGUAUUAACCAGACUAUUUGAAGAUUUAACUAGAAGAUUCUUAGUUACUAUGCCAUAUAAUAGCCAUUGGGGCACCAUGAGUAUUGUGUCCUGACUCCUCUUGGGCCAAAUUGUUUUGGGAUUUGUGCCAGGUAUGCAGUUACGUGAGAUGCAUAUGUACCAGUUUUGCUUGGUACAUGUUACAUGUGCUGCUGUUGGACUGUUAUAGUUAAAAACAACAACACAUGCUGAUAAGGUGGUUAACACUGAGCCGAGAUUAAUUGUUAGACUAAGGAUAAGUUAUUCCUGCUUGGCUUGAGGCUCAUCAGACCUUGUCCUCUAACCACCUGAUGUGACAGACACAAGUAUUGUGUACAAUCUUUUCUCUACCCCAUAUUCUCCUCCUCACCCAGUAAGACCUUACACAGACCUUACAGGCAGAGUUACGAAUUUGUGCCUGUAUUCUGUGUUACAAAGAUUUUAUUACCCUGGAUGUUAAUGACAAUAUAACUCUGCCUUUAGUAUUAAGUCUUCAGGGACUUUUGUGUAGUAACAGCAACCCUAGACUUACCCUGUGACAUUUCAUAUGGUUUGGAUGUCGUGACUGCAUAUCUUAUGUCAAAUCCUAGUGCCAUUUCACCUAUUCAGUCAUUCCAGAUACCCAGCAUAUUUUUAAGUCCCAUGCAUCUCCACUGUGCACCACGUUCUUUAUCUUCCCCUCUUAUCCAAACAAUAUAAUUUAUCUUGGAGAAAGUGGCGAAAAGACAGUGUACAGAGCAGUAAUAGUCCACAUUAGUUCUGAAGAGGCUGCAUUUCUUUGAGUAGGUUUUAAAAGGCACUUAAUAUGCCCAAGUCCAGAGUAAAAGUCAAAGGGCAGAUAAGAAUAUACUAUUGUUUAGGAGCCCCCUCCACAUUUUCAUGAUAACUCUUGCAUGACACAAUAGCCCCAUAUCUUCCUUAUAAUUGUGUCCAAAUUACACAUGCAAGAGAGAUCCUGAUUAUCAAUGCAGCACUGCCUCCAAGGUAUGUGUACAAGACCACUGUUGUACUGCCUUGCAUAGUAGCUUCUCAGCAGCCUAUCACCAUUGCGCUUAGCGUUUUAAAUUGUCAGGGCUGUGCCAUGGGUUGCGGGCAACUUGCUAGUACUACUCAGUGCUUUCAUAGGAUUGCUACUAAAACAACCCCUGCCCCUUAAAUAAUAUGGUUUUGGAUUGUCCUGAUGCAAGACACAACCCUGUGGAUCAUUAUAUGGAACAUGUUUUUUAGUGAAUGCCUUUAUUUUGUCCUCCUGAACUUGCUGCCUUUCGUAAGCAAUAAUGGAUUUUCUGUUGAUUGCGUUGGCUUCGAAUCAAACUCUAACAAUUUCUCACACUUUAUCCAUUCCAUAUGCUUAUCAGCAAAUGUCUGAUCUAUUUUGUGGUGUCCAGUUUCAGACUGAAAUAAAUCCAGAGACCUUUAAUAAAUCUUUUAAUUUCUA